Molecule: messenger RNA, 2984 nt
Organism: Miniopterus natalensis
Lineage: Eukaryota; Metazoa; Chordata; Mammalia; Chiroptera; Miniopteridae
Gene: TGS1
Product: trimethylguanosine synthase 1
Biological process (GO): 7-methylguanosine cap hypermethylation
Cellular component (GO): nucleus
Molecular function (GO): RNA cap trimethylguanosine synthase activity
Source: RefSeq, a predicted model, not a curated record
CGGGGCUGCCUCCCCUGGGGCGGUGCAAUGUGCUGCGAGAAGUGGAGCCACGUGGCCGAAAUGCUGCUCUUCCCUGAAGACCCGCGGGAGGAUUCGGCGAUCCUGUGCCUCUGCUCCAGGGCGUUCGUGGAAGAUCGAAAAUUGUGCAAUUUGGGAUUAAAAGGCUACUAUGUUAAAGGCAAUGGCAACAAUGCAGGAGACCAAGCUACAGAAGAAGAGGAAGGUGGUAAUUCCCAUGACAAUCAGGAAUCAUGUGAUAGCAAAGGCAUAGGCCUAGAUGAAAGUGAACUUGAUUCUGAGACUGAACUCAUGAGAAGUAUGGGACUGCCACUUCAAUUUGGUGGGAUGUCUGCACAUAAGAAUUUUGAGGUGUCUAUGAAUACUAGAAAUAAAGUUAAAAUAAAAAAGAAAAAGAAAAAACAUCAAAAGAAGUACUUAGAUGAAAUUAUGAAAGAAACUUGGAGACAAGAAUAUGAAGAAGAUGACCUUUUGGCUUCAGAUGAUCCGUCCUCAGUUGAACAAUGUGAGAACACCAGAACGCAUAAACUUCAAUCUGAAAAAGACGUUGAAACUGAAAACCUGUCUGUUGAAAAUACUUUAUCUUCAAAGCUAGAAGUUACAGAGAAAUGGGAAAAGUACUGGAGUGAAUAUGGUGGGAGACUGUUAUGGCAAAGCUGGGAAGAAAAACAUUCAGGUCAAACACUGUGCCCUGAACCUUGGAAUGCUCCUGAUACCAAGGAAGAAUGGGAACAACAUUACAGUCAACUUUAUUGGUAUUAUUUGGAACAAUUUCAGUAUUGGGAAGCUCAGGGUUGGACUUUUGAUGCCUCACAAAGCUGUGAUACAAGUGUGUGUGGGUCUAAAACAGAAGUUGACAAUGAGAAAGAUGAAAAUUGCAUGAAAGCAGACUUACUUUCUUUUCCACACUCAUCAGUUGCCAGCAAAAGCUCUAGUUCAAGUGAUAAAGAACAUAAUGAACUACUUGAUGGAAUUAGUAAUAUAAGUCUGAAUUCAGGGAAAGUAGAAGAGAGCCAGUUAGAGUCACCUGUAAGUUCUGAUGGACAUCAGUGGCCGAAUGAAGUUAACAACAGAAGAGAAUGCCCUGCUUCUGGCCAAAGUGAACCAUGUAAUGGAGGAACCAAGGAAAGCAACUUGUCUGGAAAUGGAAGUGCAAACCAACCAGCUCAGGAUUCACAGGAGUCAUCAGAAGCAAACACAAUCAAAGAAAGACUGCAUCCCAGCAAGAUUGACGGAGAUGAGAGUGAAGAAGAUCCGCCGGAACAUAAGCCAAGCAAACUCAAGAGGAGCCAUGAAUUGGACAUCGAUGAAAAUCCAGAUUCAGACUUUGAUGACAAUGGCUCCCUUCUAGGAUUCAACCAUGGCUCUGGGCAAAAAUACGGUGGAAUUUCACAUUUCAGUCAGAGACGGGUCAGGUAUCUGCAGAAGAAUGUGAAGUAUAAGUCCAAGUUCUUGGACAUGAGAAGACAAAUAAAUUUGAAAAAUAAACACAUUUUCUUUACUGAAGACACAGAAAAAACAUGUUUUAAGAAAAGCAAAGCUUUGAGUAAGGUAGAAAAAUUUCUAAAAUGGGUUAACGAACCAAUGGAUGAAGAGACAUCCCAGGAGUCAGUUUCUCACGAUGAUGUGCAGGAUAGUUGCACAAGCAGUGAGUCAGAAGAACAGGGAAUGUCUGUUACCAAAGGGGAUAAGCCGCUGGAGAUGAGCAAUCCCGAACCUGAAGAGGGCCAUGCCACAUCCGCAGCUGGUGAACUCGAAACAGAAAAAAACCAAGGAGACAGCACCGUAGCAGCUCUUAUAGAUGAGGGUUGUGUCGCUCAGGGUGUACCAGGCUUUCUUCAGGCAGAAGCUGAUGCAGCUAUUGCGGAUAAGGAGGAUUGUGUUGUUGAGGAUGUACCAGACUCUCUUCAGGUGGAAACUGAAGCUGAAAUUAGGAAGAAGAAGAAGAAGAAGAAGAAAAGAAAGGCGACUGCUCUGCCCCCCGAGAUAGCCGCUGUUCCAAAGCUGGCCAAGUACUGGGCCCAGAGGUACAGGCUCUUCUCCCGUUUUGAUGAUGGAAUUAAACUGGACACAGAGGGCUGGUUUUCAGUUACACCUGAGAAGAUCGCUGAACACAUUGCUGGCCGGGUCAGUCAGUCCUUCAAGUGCGACAUUAUAGUGGAUGCAUUUUGUGGAGUUGGAGGAAAUACCAUUCAAUUUGCCUUAACUGGAAAGAGAGUGAUUGCCAUUGAUAUUGAUCCUGUUAAGAUUGAUCUUGCUCGCAAUAAUGCAGAAGUUUAUGGGGUAGCAGACAAGGUAGAGUUCAUGUGUGGCGAUUUCCUGCAGCUGGCUCCUGUGUUAAGGGCUGAUGUUGUGUUCCUCAGCCCCCCGUGGGGAGGGCCAGACUACGCUACUGCAGAGACCUUUGACAUUCAGACGAUGAUGUCUCCUGAUGGCUUUGAAAUUUUCAGACUUUCUCAGAAGAUCACUAAUAAUAUUGUUUAUUUUCUUCCAAGAAAUGCUGAUGUUGACCAGGUGGCAUCCUUAGCUGGGCCUGGAGGACAAGUGGAAAUAGAACAAAACUUUCUUAAUAAUAAAUUGAAGACAAUCACUGCUUAUUUUGGGAACCUGAUUCGAAGACCAGUCUCUGAAUCAUAACUGAGAUGGUGCAAGGACAGGACAGUCAUGUGGUGGUCAGAACAUUAUUUAGAUGAGACACUUGACAUUUCUUUCUGUAUUCACUGAUCUGUUGACCCAUAGUCUUAUAUCACCAUAUAAAGUGGAAACUUAGAGAAGAUUAAUGAGUAUAAAUGACGUAGUUAGAGAUUUUUGAGUAAUAUUAACUAUGUAUAUUACACAUUAAGAGAGUGAUAUGGAAAAGGUAGAUUUUCUCAUUUGCUUAAUGUCAGCAUGUUUGUGUAUAUAUGUGCCUAUGUGUGUAUUUUUUUAAAUUUUAUAUGUUUUUGUUUAACAUCUGUGUGUGUGUG